Messenger RNA from Lolium rigidum, 2120 nucleotides. RefSeq names its product probable serine/threonine-protein kinase PBL3. Gene Ontology annotation, biological process: protein phosphorylation. Gene Ontology annotation, molecular function: ATP binding; protein kinase activity. NCBI's taxonomy places the organism in Eukaryota, Viridiplantae, Streptophyta, Magnoliopsida, Poales, Poaceae. The record is from RefSeq and is a predicted model, not a curated record. The transcript is spliced from 6 exons. Bases 557 to 1828 code for a protein of 423 amino acids.
CAUCGGUCGGUGGCUGCCGGCCGCAGCAGGCUACUUCCCCCAAGUCUCAGCUCAGCCAUCUUCCUCUCUCUCGCAGCCUCAGCUCUAGGAGAGCAUCUUCGACUCCGUCCAUCUCCCCCUCCCCGUGCGGUUCUUGGUGACGGCGUGGCGGCUUGGCUGGCCUCCCCUCGAGUUGACCGACUUUCCUUUCCUCCCCGUUCGGUCAUCUCGGAGAAGGGCUGAGGGGAUUUGAUUGACUUUCUGAAGGUUCCUGCUUGUUUCUUUCCUUGCGUUGCGGCUGCCGGCCGCCGGCCUCGCCGAUUUUUCUCUCCCCCCUUCAAGUGGCGGUCCAGAUCAGCUGAGGCUUUGCCAAGAACGGCUGGACCAUUGAGUUUUGUCUGCUCAGCGGCCGUACCUCUUGAUCCCUUCCGUUGCUGGCCAUAUCUAGCUUGCUGCUGCAAGGAGUAGUCCACCUCCCCUGCUUGGCAGUGACCUGUACCGGGGGAUUACAGUUUACCUGCUGAUCUUCAGGACAGGAAGUUUCCUUCAUCCUGUUAGCUAAGGAGAGCCAGAGAAGAUGGGGAAUUGCAUGAAAGCCACGUCGCGGGUGGAUCACAGCAUGAACACCGGCGCUGCAUAUCCAUCGAAAGUGACCAGCAAAACAAGCUUAUCAUCUGCUACUUCCACGAGUAAAACCAACUCAACUCGUUCAACCUUUACUCUUCCAUCUAUAAGGGAUCGGAGUGAGCAUUCUACUCCUAGGACAGAAUGUGAAAUCUUGUCCUCGUCAAAUUUGAAGGCAUUCUUGUUCAAUGACCUAAAAAAUGCGACCAAGAACUUCCGACCGGACAGUCUUCUUGGGGAAGGAGGAUUUGGGCAUGUUUUCAAAGGCUGGAUUGAUGAAUACACUCUUGCUCCUUCGAAACCGGGAGUUGGUAUGGUUGUUGCUGUCAAGAAGCUUAAACCAGAAGGUUUCCAAGGACACAAGGAGUGGCUGACAGAGGUUAACUACCUUGGCCAACUUCACCACCCAAAUCUUGUUAAGCUCAUUGGUUAUUGCACAGACGGUGAUAACCGACUUCUGGUCUAUGAGUUCAUGCCCAAGGGAAGUUUGGAGAAUCAUCUGUUCAGAAGAGGUGCUGACCCUUUGUCAUGGGCAAUAAGGCUUAAGGUUGCUAUCGGGGCUGCUAAGGGUUUGUCAUUUUUGCAUCAUGCAGAAAACCAAGUUAUAUAUCGUGAUUUCAAGGCAUCAAACAUUCUCCUUGAUUCGGAAUUCAACGCGAAGCUUUCAGAUUUUGGUUUAGCGAAAGCUGGUCCAACUGGGGAUAGAACUCAUGUUUCCACACAAGUGAUGGGCACUCAUGGAUAUGCAGCUCCUGAGUAUAUUGCAACAGGUCGCCUCUCCGCAAAGGCAGAUGUCUACAGCUUCGGGGUUGUGUUGCUCGAGUUGCUGACAGGGAGGCGAGCCGUGGACAAAUCGAAGCCAGGCCUAGAGCAGAACCUAGUCGACUGGGCGAAACCGCACCUGCGCGACAAGCGCAAGCUGUACCGUGUGAUGGAUACAAAGUUGGGAGGCCAGUAUCCGAAGAAAGGCGCACAUGCCAUUGCAAACCUCGCCUUGCAAUGCAUCUGCAACGAUGCCAAAAUGCGGCCACAGAUGUCUGAGGUCUUGGAAGAGUUGGAGCUACUGCAAGAGCCCAAAUGCAAUUCAGAGUCUCCACAGGUGGCCAUCCGGAGGACCUCAAACACUGUCCCAAAGUCACCGAUGAGAACCCAACCUUCGCCGAGGCGCUCUCUUGGAAAGGCGGCGUCGCCGUUACCAGCAUAUAGGACUGCGCACGUGCACUAGAAGCGUGGCGUGGGAAAGGACCAUAUGUACCUGUGCGGCUGUAUAUUUGGUGGUGUGAGCUGUGAGUAGUGCGAUGGUUGAGGCUUCUGGGUCAAGCUGACAGGGUGACAUGAGGGAUGACUACGGCAUUAGGAUCAUCAACUUGUUUUCACCAAGCUGAUAGUGAUAGGUGCUCAAAUAUUUCUCUGGUUGCUGAAUCAGGGUUUUCUCUUCAUAGUGAUGCCUCUUUGAAUGUUUCGUUGUGGAGAUGUUAGAAACUGUAAAAUGAAAAUAUUUCCAUGUUUUUUCUGUU